Messenger RNA from Ictalurus furcatus (blue catfish), 10643 nucleotides. RefSeq names its product collagen type VII alpha 1-like (gene col7a1l). Gene Ontology annotation, molecular function: serine-type endopeptidase inhibitor activity; protein binding. The transcript has 106 exons. NCBI's taxonomy places the organism in Eukaryota, Metazoa, Chordata, Actinopteri, Siluriformes, Ictaluridae. The record is from RefSeq and is a predicted model, not a curated record. The coding region runs from base 204 to 9263 and encodes 3019 amino acids.
CCCACUUUUCAUACUUUCACUCUUUUUAGUCUCUUUAGAUGGCUCGACCUGUUGCUGCACAUCCACACACCCCCUCAGCUUGCUCUCCGAGAGGUGUGUGCUUCAUUCAUUCACUCAUUCAUACAUAUUGACACUGUUUUCCAAGCAACCUUCAUGCUGAGACCCGCGGAGUUGCAGGAUUUCCAGCGGACGUUCGUGUGUAUAUGUCCAGGGGAGCCGUGUGUGUGUGUGUGUGUGUGUGUGUGUGUGUGUGUGUGUCUGCUUCAGUGGAACUGUAUAGCUGGAUGACAGAGAUAAAGGAGGAAAAGUCACGACUGAAUAAAGCGAAGCUGAGCGUCAUCACAGAAGAUCAGGCCUGCUGGAGGAGAGAUAAGAUAGUGAAGAGACGCAAGAGGAGCGACCCAUCGAGGAGAAAACAGAGAGAGAGAGAGAGAGAGAGAGAGAGAAAGAUGAUGGAUCAUUCGUAUUUGUGGAUCUUGCUCUUGUCUCUUUCUCCCUCCUAUCAGAGUGUGUCUGCACAAGCUGAAGACUGUCGGACAGCCUUGCCGGCGGACAUCGUGUUCUUGGUGGACGAGUCGUGGUCAGUGGGUCCUUCCAGCUUUGGCCAGAUUAAAGAGUUCAUCGCUGAAAUUAUUCGAUCCUUCCAGAGCGGCGUGAUCGGACCGGAAGGCGUCCGCUUCGGAGUCACUUUAUAUGCUGACAUUCCAAGGAUGCGUGUAGCUCUGACGGACUACUCCACCCUGGAAGAGAUAUUAAACGCGGUGGAGGAGCUGCCGUAUGAAGGAGGAAGCAGUCGUACGGGCGUGGCCCUCGAGUUCCUCGUGGAGUCCGUCUUUAGCCCGUCGAUUGUCCGGGAAAACACUCCAAAGAUUGCAGUGCUCAUUACUAACGGCAGAUCAGAUGACGUGAUCGAUGGACCGGUUAAAGCGAUAGCGGAGAGUGGCAUCUCUCUUUUCGCAGUAGGUGUGAGGAAUGCUGAUCCGGAGGAGCUGAGGAGGAUAGUGAGCGAGCCUCAUGAGGAGCACCUGAUGCUCAGCCCUGAUUCGUCCUAUCUAGAGAACCUGCUGCCCAAAAUCUCACGCCGAGUGUGUUUCACCGCCUCCGAACCUCCUCGACCUGUUAAACACACUCGUCCGGUGACAGAGAAGGUGGUCGGCCCCAGGGACCUGCAGGUCAGUGAGUUGAGCUACAACUCUCUGCAGCUCUCCUGGAGUCAGGCCACUGGAGACGUGACAGGUUACAGGCUGCUGAUUGCUCCCGUGUCUCCGAAAGGCCAUCUGCUCCCGAUAAAACCCCGACAGAUUGAUUUGAAGGGAGAUGUGGGAAAUACCAAAGUAACAGGGUUGACCCCGAAGACAGAGUACUCUCUCACCGUCUACGCCGUCUACCCCGGACUUAUCGGAGAAUCCUCCACCGUGAUCACCGAGACGAUUCCUGUGCCGCCAGUAGCGAACUUCCGUGUGAUCGAGGAGGGGCUGUUCUCUUUGCGCUUGGCCUGGACGUCUCCGCUCGGCCACGUGGACACGUACAAAAUCUCCAUCCCGAGACCCGACAGACCCGGGAUGAUCUACGAGCAGACGCUGCAGGGCGACGCCUCCUCUCAUGUGAUUGAUAGCUUGGAGGAGGAUAAGACAUACACAGUCAGCAUCUACGCCAUGUACCCGGAGGGAUCCAGUGAGCCUGUGUCUGUCAUCGGGAGAACACUGAAGCUGUUCCCGGUUCAGCAGCUGUUGGUUGAAAACGCCACUACGGACACGGUGCAGGCUCGCUGGCUCUCGGUGAGAGGAGCAACAGGCUACAGACUCACCUGGGCAUCCUCAGAGGGCCACAUCGAGAGCGUCAACCUUGGAGGGAACUAUAAGUUCUACAUGGUGCAGGGUCUUCAUGCCGGAACCGAGUACACUAUCAGCAUCAACCCUGUGUUUGUGGAUGUAGAAGGACCAGUGACGUCCAGCAAGACCAAGACAUUGGAGAGCAGUGCAGUACAGACUCUGAAGGCCACAGUGGUGAGCACCAACAGCGCUUUGACUUCAUGGAACGCUGUUUCAGGGGCCACAGGGUACAGGUUGGCCUGGGGUCCCACUGCAGAAUUUACUGGAAGAGAUCGACCCAGGCAGCUGGCUCUGAAUAAGAGCAUUACAGAGUAUUUACUGAAAAAUCUGGUCCAUGACACCGAGUAUGUGAUUUCCCUUUACGUCCUGUUUGGCUCUGUGGUGGGACCAGGCAUCACUGCUACUUUCAGGACAUCUCCCCUCGGCUAUGUGUCAAAUUUCAAGGUGAUAUCCUACAGCAGUUCCUCUAUCAAUGUGGAGUGGAGCGCCAUUGUAGGAGCCACUGAGUAUAAACUGACCUGGAGCUCAGAGGGAGCAAGUGCACAAAGCCAAUAUAUGGACCACAGUGUUUUGCAGCACAGCAUCACCGGCCUCCAUCCGAACACGCUGUACACCAUAAGCAUCCAUGCCCUGUACGGGAACAUGGAAGGACCAGAAAUCUCUCUCACACAGCUGACAGCUUCCUCGAUUGACUCGGAGCAGAUCGAGACAGUAAGGGAACUGAAGGUGGUUGAUAUCGGAGUAAACUCUUUCAGCCUGUCCUGGAGGAAAACGCCUGGAGUUACUGACUACAAAAUCAGCUGGACCCCUUUUAAUGGUGGAGAAAAGAAGAGUGCGACAGUUUCCUCCUCCAUCACGUCAUACACCAUCAGCGGACUCCCAGCCAGCUCCGCCUACAAGAUCCAGGUCUCAUCAUUAGUGAGGGAUCGGGAAGGAAGUUCUGCUACGGUCACAGCCCGGACCUUGGACCUGCCUAAAGUGAACGGUUUCAGUGCUCUGAACAUCACUGAUGAUAGCACUGCACUGAACUGGACCAGAGUUACAGGAGCUUCCGGGUAUCUCCUCUCCUGGAGACACAUAUCAGAGCUUAAGAGCACCACUGAAAUACUGGGCCCUGGUUUCACCUCGUUUAAGAUAAAAAACCUGCUAUAUGGAAGAACUUACAUCUUCAACAUUCGGCCCCUCUACGGAGAGGUAGAGGGUCCCGUCACGACCAUUACCAAACGGAUCGUGGGUGCCUCCCACCCCGUUCCUGUCCAGCCUGGUACACCGGGCCUCGUUCCGGCCAGCAAAGAUUUCAGCAUCAACACUACAGCCAUCGAUAACACCAGCAAGACCACCACCACUACUCAGAGUCCUGCUGCAAAGCCCAACCUGACCGUCACUAAAACGUCCAAAUCCGUAACCAUGCUCACCACCACAGCUAGAAACCAAACCACUCUCUCUGCUCAGACCCUUCCAUCUGGACCUGUGUGUGGCAGGGUGAAAGCGGACAUUGUGUUUCUGGUCGAUGAGUCCUGGAGCAUCGGUUCUAAUAACUUUGACAAGCUGAAGGACUUCCUGUUUAGGGUUGUGACUUAUUUCCCUGUCAUUGGGCCACAAGGCACACAGAUAGCUGUGGUUCACUACAGUGAUCAACCCAGGAUCGAGUUCAGCCUGAACACCCAUAGAGAUCGCAGCUCUGUGCUCAAAGCACUUCGGCAGGUUCACUACGGAGGAGGAAACACCAAAACAGGUCGAGGGAUCGGAUAUGUCCUCCGGGAGCUGUUCCGGGAGUCUCUGGGGAUGAGGCAGAACGCUCCUCAUGUGCUGGUCCUGGUGACAGAUGGGAAAGCCCAGGAUGAUGUGGAACCUCCCUCCAGAGUAGCACAUGUUCUAGGUGUGAGUGUGCUGGCCAUUGGUAUCGCAAAUGCUGACAUUCAUGAGCUUAAAAAAAUAGCUUCACCCGCCACCUACAAGAACGUUUUCUACGCAACUGACUUUGAUGAUCUCCCUUCCGUCGAGAGAGAGCUGAUCAGUAGCAUCUGCAGCGAGGCUCUGAUGUCUGAGUUUCAGCACCAUAAAGAGCCUGCCCAACUGGACAUACCAACAAGUGACCCAGUAUCUAUUUCAAAGCCUGAGGGUCCCUGUCCAAUCCAGUGCAAGGGACAAAAAGGAGAAAAGGGGGAUGCUUUUGGACACGGCGGUCUGCGCCCGAAGCUAGACGGUGCUGAUUAUGAUCUGUUCACCUUAAGGAUGAAAGGAGAGAAAGGAGAAAGGGGUCUUCCUGGGACAGAUGGCAUACCUGGGGUACCAGGACGACCAGGUCGAACUGGACCUCCUGGUUCUGCUGGGCUGAGGGGCCCUCCUGGUGUUCCUGGAGAUAUGGGACCACCUGGCAUUACAGGACCAAAAGGUCAGCGAGGGGAGAGAGGAGAACCUGGGUAUGUAAUGGGAAGCAUGGAUGUUGUCCCGGGUCGUAAAGGAGAACCAGGAUCAUCUGGUCCUCAGGGGCCUCCGGGUGUACCAGGGGUCUCAGGACCUCCAGGACUCCCAGGGCAGCCUGGAUCACCUGGCAUUCCCGGCACUUCUAUAAAGGGUGAGACUGGCGAGCCUGGCCUUAAAGGUCCGCGCGGGAAGCCAGGACCCAAAGGAGAAAAGGGGGGAGUUGGAGAUAAUGGUCAAGCAGGUUUACCUGGACCAAUAGGAGUAGAUGGAAAUCCUGGACUUCCUGGACAGAAAGGUGAAAAAGGAGAAAAUGGUGUUGGAAUUCCUGGUGUUCAAGGUCUGCAGGGUUCUCCUGGAGAAAAGGGAAAUAUGGGGCUCCCAGGGCCAGUUGGACCAAAGGGUGAGCAAGGGAUUCAAGGAGUGACAGGACCGAGUGGCUUCAGGGGAAAAAGAGGUUUGAAAGGGGAGCAAGGAGACAAGGGUGUCCGUGGAGAUAUAGGGCCUAUGGGACAUCAGGGAUUAGCAGGCCCGCCUGGAGCUGUUGGACCAAAGGGUGAGGAGGGACAGCGCGGAGCACCAGGAGACCCUGCUAAAGGCAUACUUGGACCUCCUGGGAAAAAGGGCGCACGGGGGGAUAUCGGUCCGGUCGGACCUCCUGGGCUUCAGGGAAUUAAAGGUGUCCAAGGAGACAAAGGUGAAAAGGGCAGUCCUGGCUUUGGGAUUCCUGGACAGCCGGGUCCUAAGGGUGAGACUGGUGAGAGGGGUAAUGUUGGAUUAUCAGGGAAACCUGGACCUAAGGGCAACGAUGGCUUUAAAGGGGAAAAGGGUAACAUGGGUCUCUCAGGAAACCCAGGACCUCCUGGACUAAGAGGUAAAGAUGGUUUGCCUGGCUCAAAAGGAGACCCUGGACUUCAGGGAGAGCCUGGUUCUUCAGGGCCUCCAGGAGAGAAAGGCAUGAGGGGAUCUCUUGGUCUUCCUGGACAACCAGGAGACCCUGGUGAGAAAGGAGACCAUGGGAAAAUCGGGCUCCCGGGUCCCGAAGGUCCGAAAGGAGAGAGAGGCGAGCCAGGGAAACCUGGUCCACCUGGAAAUUAUCAUUUGUCCGUGUCAGACAAUAUCAGAACCAUCAAGGGUGAGCCAGGUGAUCCAGGUGAGCGUGGGCUGCCAGGAGAUACAGGACUACCAGGACCACCAGGUCCACCAGGAAAACCUGGACCUUCAGGAGUUAUGGACUUUGAAGGAGAACCUGGGAGGAAAGGGGAACCGGGAGCUAAAGGAGAGAAAGGAGAUCCUGGGCGAGUUGGAGUUUCCGGCAUGCCUGGUUUACCCGGUGUUCCUGGUAAACCUGGUGUAGACGGUAAGCGUGGACUAGCAGGAAAAGAUGGACAACAAGGACUCAGGGGCAGUGAUGGGAAAAAGGGAGAGAAAGGAGAACCUGGUGUUGGUGGUAAAGACGGGCCAAAGGGAGAUGUAGGUCCUCCAGGUUUGCCCGGUCCUCCUGUUGUAGUGCCCGAGAGUGCCUCAAUAGAUGAUUUGAAAAAGGCAUUUCCGUUACCAACGGGUCUUCCUGGAGCGACGGGUUCUCCUGGCAUGAAGGGAGAAAAAGGAGAUCCAGGAGAAAGGGGGGACAUUGGUUUGCCAGGGAGAGGUGUUGAAAUGAAGGACAUUGAAGCAUUAUUUGAAUCAUUUGGCAUUAAGCUUUCCCUGCUGAAGGCCUUAAUUGAUAGGCUACUCCAGGAUGGUAUGGAGGAACUACUGCAUGAAAUCAGCACCAAGAAAAGAACCAAAGGACAGAGGAUAAACCCCGACUCCAACAUCAUCUCUGAAUACGCUAACUCGGUGAAGUACGAAGUCUCGAGUGAGCCACGGACUGAUGGACUCCUGACCGAAGAAGUGGAUCUAAAUGAAGCCUACCCAGUUUUACUAAAUGAAACAGAAGAUAGUGGAACUCUCUGGAACGCCACCGGGUACAAUAAAACCGAUCUGAUCAGAACAGAGAGCAGGAUUGAAGUAGAAGAAGAAGAAGGAGAGGCUCUGCUCGAAGCCUUCACAGAAGCACCACCUAUUUUCAUUACUCAGAUUAACACCUCUUCAGACACGAUGGGUACAACAAAAGCAGAGGUAAGUAUGGAGGAUGUCCUCCACAGUCAGGAGAACGCAGUGAAGAAGAUGUCCGGGGAGAAGAAGAAGGGCCGAGAGAGAGGAAAGGGUAAAGGGAAUAAAGGACGACAUAAACGACAAAGGAAGCGAUUGGAAGAGCUAGACCCUGAGAAAGAGGAGGAGGAGGUUGAGGAGGAGAUUGAUGAUGAUGAUGAUGGUGAUGAUGGUGAAGAGUAUCAGUAUGAAUACGAGGAUGAGCUCGUUACAGAAGAGACUGUUCUCUCCCAUGGGGAGGAGAAAGAGCAGACGAUCUACACCACCACAGAGCCUUUCCCCUCGAUAUCAGCAGUCACGCAGCAGCCGAGUGAAAGCACGAUAUCCUCAGAGCUCGAUUUACAGGCUACAGAAAAGGGGGUCCUGUCCAGUUCUGAUGCACAUGGAGCGAUGCCUAAAGUGAAGAGGAGCGCCCCCUCACCUGAUUAUGAGCCCUCAAAUAGUGCAAGAAAGAAAAAGAAACAAAAGAAAAAGAAGCCGAAAUACAAGGAGCCAGAAACUGAGGCUGAAAUAUACAAAGAAACAGAUCUUGAAGUUAAAGCAGAAAGAGAAGUGGAGAGGCAGGCUGAAAGAGAGCGAGAGGUGACAGAGUGGGACGUGGAGGAUGAAGAGGAACGAAGGAUAUGGGCCGAACCAGAGCGUGAGCAGAGCUCAGGAGAAAGAGAUGAGGAGAGGAGCAGUGAGAAUGAGAAUGAGGACUGGGACUGGGAUGAAGCGAGAGAGAGAGACAGGAUGGAGAUGGAGAGAGAGAGGAUGGAGCUAGAACGUGAGAGAGAGGAGGAGUCGGAAAGGGAGGCAGCCGCGGCGAGAGAGCGGAAGAGGGAGAGAGAGAUGGAGCGAAAGGAUGUAGUGGAGAGACAGAGGAUGGAGUGGGAGAUGAUGGAGAGGGAGAGGAUGGGGGAGGUGGACAGAGAGGAAGACAUGAGGGCCCAUAUCUCUCAGUAUGAACUUCUGAAGGUAGGACUAUCGAUAUUUAAUGUGAAUCAUUAUUUUCUUCUUAAGGGACCUCCAGGUGAAAAUGGUCUACCAGGACCCAAGGGUGAGAUUGGGGAAAAAGGACAAAAGGGCGAGCCUGGAAUAGGACACCGUGGUCCUGUUGGUCAAGCUGGUCCACCUGGCCAAAAGGGUGAGCCUGGAGAACCAGGACCUCCAGGAGCACAGGGCAUCCAGGGCAUUCUGGGCAACCCUGGGAUACCAGGAACACUGGGUCAAAGAGGUGAGCCAGGACACCCCGGAGAGCCAGGCAAAGAGGGCGACAGAGGAAGGCGAGGAAAAAAUGGAUCACCUGGCUCUCCUGGUGCUCCCGGACCUCCAGGAAAAGAAGGGAUUCCAGGUCCACCAGGAGUGAAAGGCGACAAGGGUGACAGCAUCCCGGGGGAGCCAGGCGACAGGGGCGUGGCUGGACUUCCAGGCCGCAGGGGCGCCAAGGGCACUGUGGGGGUCAGAGGGCCACCGGGACUCAUGGGUCCUAAAGGCUUCACUGGAAUAAAAGGAGAAAAGGGUGAUAAAGGUCUACCAGGCAACCGAGGCGAGAAAGGGAGUCUUCUGUCUAUGCCUGGGCCUCGUGGAUAUAAAGGCAUAAAAGGAGCAGCGGGUGAACAAGGAUCUCCAGGAUUCGAUGGCGAUAAAGGGGAGAAAGGAGAGGAUGGACCUCCAGGGGUGAAGGGUUUGAAGGGAGAAGCUGGGGUCAAAGGAAGUAUGGGGCCCUUUGGAGCACGAGGGCCUGUAGGACAAAAGGGAGAAGCAGGAGAACCAGGCACCAAUGGAGAAGCAGGUCGUCAUGGAGAGAAUGGACUGCCGGGUGAAAAAGGUGACAAGGGAGACAUGGGAGUGCCAGGACAAAAGGGUGAACAGGGAGAGAAAGGAGAGCUUGGAUUACAAGGAGACAAAGGUAACAACGGAGAACAGGGUUUCCGAGGCAUGCCAGGAAGAGUAGGCCUCCCAGGAAUAGACGGGGAACCGGGUAGUAUUGGAGACCCUGGGGCACCGGGCAUUCCUGGACUAAACGGACUCCCGGGACGAAAAGGAGAAAAAGGAGAUGGAGGUCUACAUGGACUUGAUGGUGAACCAGGGAAAAGGGGAGAGAAGGGACCUCCAGGUUUUCCGGGAUUCACAGGUUUUAAAGGAUCUCCAGGUGCACCGGGAACCACUGGAGCUCCUGGCCGACCUGGUCCAGUUGGACCUAAAGGGGAAGUUGGACCUAAGGGAGAAAGAGGAAGGAGAGGCAGAGGGAAGCCUUGUCAGAGAGGUCUCCCGGGAAUUCCUGGACAAAGAGGCUUGGAUGGUGAGACGGGGCUGGAAGGGCGGAAAGGGGAGAAAGGCGAUCCGGGGCUUACCGUAGAGGAGGUGAAGGACCUGGUGACCAAAGAAGUAGUGGAAAAGUGUGGGAUAGAGCAAGCGUACCGUCUUGUGAUGAACACCAAAGAUCCAGAAGGAGAGAGUGUUCUGAAAGAGGACGAGGUAACGGAGGAGUCUCCUCUCGCUCACAUGGAUGAGGAGAGAGAGGAGCAAACCACUGCGUCUCCCGAUGUUUCACACACCGAGCCAAACUUAGUGCAUGACAAUAUCACAGGAGCUGAAACCCAAGAGAGAACGCAGACUCAGAGAGAUCGAAGACAUGCCCUCAAGGUGACAUCAGCAUCUGCCCCAGAGGUCUGUCUUGACCCGAUGUCCGAGGGCCACUGCUCCGAGUACGUGUUACUCUGGUAUUUCCACCUGAGCUCUGGAGUGUGCCGGCCCUUCAUCUACAGCGGCUGUGGAGGAAGCAGAAACCGAUUCAGCACGAAACAUGACUGUCAGACUUACUGCAGCCUGGGGCAGAGAGGUAACACAACCAAUACACAGAAAUAGAGCAAAUAUAGUGUAGUCAGAUUUAUGAAAUAAUUAGUGCAAUAUGUAGGUUUGCUAUGCCUUUGCCUUUUAAAGUGUGUGUGUGUGUGUUGUUUACUCAGAUCCUAGGUCCUGAUGACAGCUGAUGGGGAACAACUCUAGCGGCCAUUUUGCCCAGUGAUUAAUGUUGGUAUUUUGUAUAUUUUGUUACUUUUAUGACUUGUUAGUUAUUUUCUAAGUGCGAUUUUACUGUCCUUCUGUAUAUGAUUCUUUUUUUUUAUCCAUUUGGAAUGGUCUUGAAUGUAUUUAAUUUCACGUCCGCUGAACACUGUACAUCAUAUUUGCAUACUAAGAGCCAUACGUUGUUGCACUGUGAUAUCUGUAUGCAAUUAUUGCCUUUGCUAUGUUUACUAAACGUUUACUGCACCAUUUCAGUACAUUCAUACAUGGUUUAAAUUACACGGUCACUAUGAUCAACACUGUGUGGUCAUUUUGCACUAACUGCUCUGUUUAUUUAAAAUUAUUAAACUUCAUCUAGUUCAUUUUCUAUUUCUAAGGAUAUUAACAAAUGGCUUCAUAGAGGCACUAUUGAGAAAUUAUGCUGCUCACUGUGUGUGUGUGUGUGUGUGUGUGUGUGAGCAUAAAUGCGUGGGUUUAUGUCGUGACCUCUCACACACAUGCUUUCGUACAGUUCUAUGAGCUUCAUCCCGCGUAUAAACGCUGCCAUGUUGGCUUUGCUUCAACUCAAUUUGUUGAGUCGUGUCUGGAGAAAGUCUCCUAGGGCCAGACAGAGAAUCCUCAAAGAACUGGAUGUUUUUACUGUGUGUGUGUGUGUGUACCAAUAGGCUAUGGCUAUCCCAAUUUCUCUCAUUAGUUUCACACACUUCUCUAGCCUGAGGUUCUUCUACGAGGUGUAAGGUGGUAAUUCCCAAUCCCCUCCUUACUUUUAAAAAUCAUUUGUAAUCUAAUAAGAUUUGACCAUGUGUUUUUCCUGUUUCUCUUCAGUACAUUUUGUCCAUGCAGUGUGGGCCAGCACUCCAGAUGAAGGCACAACAGGAAGAACAGAUAAUGUGUUCUAGGGGAUCCCCGGGCUGAAUAUGACCACGAGAGAGAGAGAGAGAGAGAGAGAGAGAGAGAGAGGAACAAAACAUUAGUCAUAUUCCACCAAUUGCAAUGUCAAUAGAUUGUGCACCUAGAAGACGAAUGUAACUCAGCGUAAAAGUUGCCUUUUGUGAUCCAAACAGAAGACACAAUCCUACAUUUUACUAUGACACAUACAGUGGCAGCGGGAAUAAGUAUUGGAUGCGUCAACAUUUUUUUCAGUAAAUAUAUUUCCUAUGAGGCUAUUCACAUGAAAUUUUCACCAGACAUCAGUAUUAACUCAAGAAAUCCAGACAUAUA